CAAAGAACAUACACUGUAACCCCACGAACGCAAACAAAUGCGAGAUCACGAUAUUUUUCUCUGCUCUCUCUCGGAGAGCUUCGCAUCUUCUUCGCAUCUUCUUCUCCCAAUUAAGGCUUAGAUUCAGGUAAGUCCUCAUUUAUAUUGCAAUCUUUACUAUAUUUUGCAUGUACGCUCGGUUUCAAUAAUACCCGUCUCAAAUUUCUUGCUAUGUUUGCUUACACGAUUUGCGAUCCGAUGAAUUGUUGUUGUUGACAAAACCUAAUUAAACACCCAUUAUCAAAAAAAUUUCACCUAAAAUUUGAUACUCAACUCAAGAACACGCAUCAGUGGAUUCAAACAUGAAGUCCGAAAGCGAGGAUCUCCUCUCUGCUGUCAUCCCGCUGAUGAAGCUCUUAACCCUGACCCUGAUCGGACUAAUCCUUGCCCACCCAAAAACCCAACUUGUCCCUAGAGCCACAUUCAAGCUGUUAUCGAAGCUAGUCUUUGCCCUCUUCCUCCCUUGCCUCAUCUUUGUCCACUUGGGCGAAUCCAUCACCCUGGGUGAGUUGCUCCUAUGGUGGUUUGUCCCCCUCAAUGUGAUCCUAAGCACCGCGAUCGGUUGCGUUUUGGGCUACAUCGUCACCUUGAUUUGUCGCCCGCCGCCCCAAUUUGUCCGCUUUACCAUCGUCAUGACCGGAUUUGGUAACACCGGUAACCUUCCGAUUGCAAUCGUAGGCUCGGUGUGUCAUACUGAAGAUCACCCUUUUGGCCCUGAUUGCCACAGAACGGGCAUUGCUUACGUCUCCUUCGCCCAGUGGGUCGCCGUGAUUCUUGUGUACACUUUGGUUUAUCAUAUGAUGGAGCCCCCACUGGAGUACUAUGAGAUUGUAUCGGAGAACAAUGAGAUGGAGGAAGUUGUGGUCGGUAGUAGUAACAGUAAUAGGCCUCUUCUUCACGAUGGAGAGUGGCCGGGGAUGCAUGACAAAGAAACGGAGCAUUCGAAGACGCCAUUUAUUGCUAGGGUUUUCGCGAGGGUGUCUGGGUCAUCUGAGGCUAGUUUCCCUGACCUUGAUUUGAUAGAGGAAGAGGGUGGUGGUAGUAGCAGUCCUAAGUCUAUCAGAUGCUUAGCUGAGCCGAAAAUGGUCAGAAGGAUUAGAAUUGUGGCGGAGCAAACUCCGAUAAGGCACAUUCUUCAGCCUCCGACUAUUGCUUCGCUGUUGGCUAUCGUAAUUGGGAUGGUUCCGAUGCUGAAGGGCUUCUUCUUUGGCGAUGAUGCACCAUUGUCUUUCAUUACGGAUAGUUUGGAUAUUCUGGCCGGAGCAAUGGUCCCGUCAGUGAUGUUGAUUCUUGGAGGGAUUCUUGCAGAGGGACCAAACGACUCAGCCCUCGGGCUUAGAACGACAAUAGGGAUCACAGUGGCGAGACUAAUCGUGCUUCCAUUGAUUGGGAUUGGGGUGGUGGCAUUGGCCGACAAGCUGAAUUUGCUGUUGCGAGAGGACGACAUGUUCCGGUUUGUGCUGUUGUUGCAGUACACAACACCGAGCGCAAUCUUGUUAGGGGCGAUCGCAAGCUUGAGGGGAUAUGCAGUGAAGGAGGCUUCGGCGAUUUUGUUCUGGCAGCAUGUUUUGGCUGUGGUUUCUCUAUCGGUGUACGUUGUGGUCUAUUUCAAGUUGCUUACCUAUGUUUGAGGGUAGUAUUUGAAUGCAUGUGGGGUAUAUAAUGGUAUCAGACCAGGUUAUUUGCUUGCUUGUUUAUGCAAAUAGUCUGCCUGUGUUAGUAGAGGGUUUUAAUUUUGGCUUGCUAUUUAUACCAUUGUAGCAGUAUGUUAAGCUGUUUUUUGUUAAUAUAAAUGUUAAUUUUGUGUCUA
Messenger RNA from Asparagus officinalis (garden asparagus), 1849 nucleotides. Its product is annotated as protein PIN-LIKES 2-like. The record is from RefSeq and is a predicted model, not a curated record. The transcript has a single exon. Gene Ontology annotation, biological process: endoplasmic reticulum to cytosol auxin transport. Lineage: Eukaryota; Viridiplantae; Streptophyta; Magnoliopsida; Asparagales; Asparagaceae. Bases 342 to 1670 code for a protein of 442 amino acids. Gene Ontology annotation, cellular component: membrane.